AUGAUGGAAUUCAAUGAUGUGUUGGGUGAAUGCGAGCUCAUUGAUAUGGGGAUGACGGGGGGGCGUUUCACUUGGGAGAAAGGUCGAGGAACAGAUACGUGGGUGGAAGAGAGGUUAGACAGGGUCGUGGCAACGGUGGAGUGGUUGGAAAUGCAUGAUGGGGCGGUGGUUAAGAACAUCUAUACUAAUUCAUCCGACCAUUGCGCUCUUCUUGUCGACCUUCAUACAAAACCUGACCGAAUAGCUAUUUGUGGCGAGCGUCUUUCAAAAUGGGGUGGGGAUUAUCAUCGGCAAUUUGGCGCACGGAGCAAAGAACUUCGGCACAUUCUGGCUAAGUUGAAAGAGGAUCGUACGCCUCACGCUGUGGCCAUUUUUUUGGCGGCGGAGAGGGAGUUCGCGGCUCUUAUGAAAGCGGAGGAAGUUUUUUGGAAACAACGAUCCAAGCAGCUUUGGUUAAAACACGGGGAUGCCAACACGAAAUAUUUCCACAGGUCGGCAACGGCACGACGAAAGCACAAUAUGUUGUCCCGUGUCAAAGAUCAGAAUGGCAUGUGGGCCGAGGGGACGGCUAUGAACUCAGAGAUAAUCAGGUAUUUUGAACACAUUUUCUGUUCUGGCCCUCGCACUGCUAAUUUGUUUGACCGGGUUCGGGAACGUGUAACAAACGAGAUGAAAAUCUCUCUAUCACAACCGUUCACAAUGGCAGACGUUAAAUCUGCCUUAUUCGAUAUGAAACCGGAAAUGGCGCCCGGGCCGGACGGUAUGUCACCGGCCUUCUUCCUGCAUUUUUGGCCGGUCCUUGGGCAUGACUUAACCAUGUUCAUUCUACACUGUGUGGAACACAAGCAAUUUCCACCGGAGUUGAAUGAUUCUAAUAUUGUUCUAAUUCCUAAAAAGCCUGUACCGGAGAAAGUGUCGGACUUACUUCCAAUCGCUAUGUGCAAUGUGGUGUAUAAGGUGUUAGCCAAAAUGCUUGCCAAUAAGUUAAAGGGGUGUCUAGCUCAGAUUGUUUCCCAAUCUCAGAGUGCGUUUGUUCCUGAAUGUUUACCCACGGAUAAUAUCAUUGUGGCCGGGGAGAUAGGUCACUACCUACGGAGGAAAACCGGGGGGGGGGGGGGGGGGGAGGCACAAGGGUGGGCUGCGUUAAAGCUUGAUAUGGCUAAGGCGUACGAUAGGAUGGAGUGGCCCUUUUUAGAGGGCAUGAUGCGGGCGUUGGGUUUGGAGCGUGGGUGGGUAGAGAUGAUUAUGUUGUGUGUCACGUCUGUGAAUUAUUCUAUUAUGGUAAAUGGAGAUGUCGCGGGACGAGGACGUCCUACCAGGGGUAUCCGACAAGGAGACCCUCUAUUACCUUACCUCUUCAUCAUCUGUGCAGAAGGUUUGUCUAUCCUUCUGCAACAGGCGGAGGCCCGGGGGGACAUUCACAGUGUGAGGGUGGUGCGGGGAGCCCCGACCAUCACCCACCUCUUUUUUGCUGACGAUAGUUUACUCUUUUUCAGGGCAAAUGAACGGGAGGUACUAACUGUAAAAGAGUGUCUUGAAAUUUACAGUAUGGCCUCGGGACAACUUAUCAAUUUUGAGAAAUCCAGUGCAAUUUACAGCCAUAACACGACAGUGCCUUUACGGGAGGUGGUAUCUAGGCUCAUUGGGGUGCCCGAAGCGGUGGAUUUGGGGCAUUACUUGGGCCUUCCGUCGGUCUUGGGACGCAACAAAACUAUAAUUUUUAAAUAUAUUGAAGAGAAUAUCCGGGCAAGAAUUGGGAUGUGGCAAAACAAGAUACACUCUCGUGUAGGUCAAGAAGUGCUGAUAAAGAGUAUAGCACAAUCUCUACCGAUUUUUACUAUGUCGGUGUUCUUAUUACCUGUUUGUGUUUGUGAUUCUCUGGAGAAGAUGUUUAACCGUUAUUGGUGGGGUGGUGGAAGUUCAGGAAGUCGAGUGAUUCAUUGGCUCAGCUGGGGUAGAAUGUGUACUCCAAAAUCGAAGGGCGGGCUCGGCUUCAAGAAACUACACGAAUUUAACAUAACUCUUUUGGCCAAACAGGGGUGGCGACUUUUAAUUCAUCCAGAUUCCUUAGUGAGCCGCUUGUUAAAGGCAAAAUACUACCCUACGACGGGGUUCAUGGACGCACAAAUUGGGCAGAAUCCUAGCUUCAUUAGGCGUAGUAUCCUUGCCGGGGGGAGAGCUUUACAAUUGGGCGUUGCUCGCCGAAUCGAUGAUGGCCGUGACACAAGGAUAUGGGGUUGGGACUGGCUUGCAGGUCCUUCUAAUAUACAGAUUCAUACUCCGUGUGUGGAGCAGCUACGCGAGGCCAAGGUGCACAGCCUCUUGAACGAGGCCAGGGGGUGGGAUGUUGAUCUUCUCAGGGAUAUUUUUCUUGCGGAAUAUGUGCCCAGAAUUUUAGCAACCCCGGUGAGUAACCAUUUUCGUGACAGUUGGCGGUGGAAGGGAGACAUUCGAGGCUGCUACACGGUCCAACAUGGUUAUCGUUUGUUAGUAGGCGAGGUGGCUCGACACGAUGACACUCACGGCUUCCUUGCGUGGAAGGCGUUAUGGGCACUGCCAAUCCCUCCAAAGGAUGAGGAGAAUGUGCUGUGGGGAAGAGAUGCUUUCAACUAUAUGUCUCAGACGGCUAGCUGGUCUCCACCUCUAAGGCAUACUUUCAAAUGCAAUGUUGAUGCUGCACUAUCCGGGGACGGCGCAAGUUUUGGUGCAGUGGUGCGGGAUUCCGAGGGUCGUUUUGUUGCGACUAAAAGUGGGCGUUUGAAGGAUGUAGAUGACCCAUAUAUGGCUGAGGUUCUUGGAGUGAAAGAAGCGUUGUUAUGGCUCAAAUCGCAGUUCCGUAGAAAUAUCAUCGUUGAAUCUGAUUGCUUAAAUUUCUGUAAUGCGUUUAAUUCUUGUAAUUCCGACUUUUCGUAUGUUGGUCUAGUAGUGAAGCAAUGUCUGUCGAUUGCUAGCGACAUGGAGAAUAUUAGUGUCUCCCGUGUCAAGAGAUCAGCGAACCGUGUGGCUCAUGAGUUAGCUCGGGCGACCGUUUCUAUGGCUGUCUCAGGGGUGUGGACUGAUAUCCCACCAUCUUGUAUCGUGCAUUAUUUAAGUUAG
This is a messenger RNA of Ipomoea nil (Japanese morning glory), 3096 nucleotides long. RefSeq lists its product as uncharacterized. Gene Ontology annotation, molecular function: nucleic acid binding; RNA-DNA hybrid ribonuclease activity. The transcript has 4 exons. The record is from RefSeq and is a predicted model, not a curated record. NCBI's taxonomy places the organism in Eukaryota, Viridiplantae, Streptophyta, Magnoliopsida, Solanales, Convolvulaceae. The coding region runs from base 1 to 3096 and encodes 1031 amino acids.